Plasmodium reichenowi is the source of this 1807-nucleotide messenger RNA. RefSeq names its product cyclin dependent kinase binding protein, putative. Gene Ontology annotation, biological process: regulation of cell cycle. The transcript has 2 exons. The record is from RefSeq and is a predicted model, not a curated record. NCBI's taxonomy places the organism in Eukaryota, Apicomplexa, Aconoidasida, Haemosporida, Plasmodiidae. The annotation marks the transcript as partial.
GGAGAGUGGGGUGUACUUUUCCCUUUAUGAGGACUUUUUUAAAGAUGCUAAAAUAUUUUUGAAUACUAUUGAAAGUAAAAAUAAAAUAUUGGAUGUGAGUAAUAGUAGUACGACAAGUAGUAGUAUGAGUAGUGAUGAGGUGAAUGAUAUAUCUUCAAAUAAUGAGACAGAAAAAUAUGAUAAUAAUUAUAAUAGUACUGGUAGAUAUUUAGAUUAUUAUUUAAAUAUGGAGAAUAAUAAAGCAAUAUGUUAUAAUAAUAUAGAAGAAAGUAAUACGAUAUCACAUAAUAAUAAUUUUAGUAAUAUUUUGUAUAAUGGGUCUUCAAAAAUUUUGUUAUGUUAUAAAAAUAAUUAUAAUAUAUGUUUAUCUUAUAAACCAUACAAUGAGAAUAUAUAUCAUGAUGUACCCAAUAUAAAUUAUUCCUUAUCCAUAUUUAGAAAAAAAGGUUCCCUUAAUACUACUUCUCAUAUAAAAGGAAAAAGGCAAAUCGAACCCAACUGGACAAAACAACAAAUAAGGGAGGCAUUAGAUUUAGAGAAAGGAAUUAAGAGAAAAACUCGUUCGAGGGAAAUAUAUGAUAAUAAUUAUAGUGAUGAUAAUAAUUAUAGUGAUAAUAAUAAUUAUAGUGAUAAUAAUAAUUAUAGUGAUGAUAAUAAUUAUAAUGAUGAUAAUAAUUAUAAUGAUGAUAAUAAUUAUAAUGAUAAUAGAAGUGUAGGGGGGGGAAUAGUUAAGUACCUUAAUAUAUUUUCCAAGUUACCAUUUUUUUAUUUAUUUUAUCCAUUAUCUAAUAAAAAAAAAAAACGGAAAAAGAAAUUUUAUAAUGACCAAGUUAGGAAUGAUUUUAAUAGUUCGAUGUUUUAUAGUAAACAUUUUAAGAAGGGUAUAAAAAAGAAGAGUGAUAAUUCUGAUUUCAAAAAAAGUACCCAAAAAAAAAACAAGAAAAACGAGAAAAAUAUUUUAUAUAAUGAUAAAAAAGAUAGCAUAAAUAUAAAUGAGAAUAACAUUUAUAAGAAUAUGAAAAAACAGAACGAUAUGUUGACUAAAAAUGAAAUGUAUAAAUCGACAAGUGUUAAUAAUUUAGAUAUAGAUAGAAAAAAGACAGAAGAAGACUAUUUUUUAAAAAAAAAAAGAAAAAAAGGAAAUAAUAAAAAAGGAAUAUCUUAUGAAUAUUUAUUAAAACCUAGUAAACAUGAUUAUGAUGCUUUUUGUUUAUUUAAUCCAAGAUUUAAACAAGGAAAACAUCAUACAGUUAUGUAUUUACAAAGUUAUAAUGUAUCUAUAAUACCAUUUGUAAAAGCAAAAAAAUUAAAAGAAAGAGUUAAUCAGUUAUUUAGUGAAAUCAAUCCAUGGAUUCAUAAAUCUUUAACAUUAUCUAAAUUAAGAAAUUUAAAAAUAGAUCUUUUUAAUUUAAUAAAUAAUAUUCCAGAAAUAGAUAUAUCAACAAUAUCGUGUGCAUGGGUAUUUUUUGAAAGAUUAGUUAUAAAGGGAUAUGUACAUAAAUAUAAUAGAAAGCUAUAUGCAGCUACGUGUCUUAUAUUAUCUUUUAAAUUUUAUCAGCAUGAUGAUAUACAAAUAUUAGAGAAAUUACUUAUACAUAUACAAAAGUUAGAUAAAAAAGAAAAUUUAACACCUUCUCUUAUCUUUUCCGUGGAAUUCUUAGUCUAUCGACUUCUUGAGUUUUCUCUUCAACACACUUAUGAGAAUAUACGCCCACACAUACAUCAAUAUUUGGAGUCCAAGGAAUUAAAAUUUGAAGAUGUCUAUGGUACCUCUGAAGAGAUUUAUUUAUACUCAAAUAAAUCUUAA